CAAGCUCCAAGGCCUCAAAACCCGUCUUCUUAGAGUACUCGUACUUCCAUCUACCUACCUAAUCUUCCAUCUACUACUUUCAACAACAUCAUCACCAUCAUGCCUCCCAACGACAACUGGCUGAACCGUCAAGUCCAAGGCGCCGUCGCCGGCGUCGGUAGCAUCGCCGGCGGCCUCGUCAACAACGUUGGCAACGGCGUUACGGGCGUGGGUCGAGGCAUCGGCAACGGCGUCGCAGGCACCACCCGCGGCUGGGGCGACAGCGUCCGCGGCUACGGCAACAACAUCAAGGACGCGACCCGCGCUGCCGGCCCUCGCGCUCCGACUGCCUCGAACCCGCUGGGGCUGGCUGGUGGCUCGACCAGCUCGGCUGCCAUGCUCAAGUCCAAGACCACCGGCGCCGUCGGUGGGGCGAGGGGAAGUGCAGGCAAUCCGCUAGGGCUGAAAUAGAAAGGUGAUUGACAUUGGGGUGGGCCUCUCUUUAUGACUAUCAAUUUGGCGCUGCCAGAGUACACGCACUUCUCGACACUUGUAUAUUUGCACGACCUUGGCGUUCGUUGGCUUUGCCUCAGGGUCAGGCGGACAUCAUGUCAUCACCGACUCAGCCAGGUCUCGACAUGACGAUAUGAUUGGUCUCGUCGACUACCGUUUUUAGCACUGAAUAUAUCCACAUCGUUCUUCCGAGUCGAUCCU
Molecule: messenger RNA, 693 nt
Organism: Aplosporella prunicola CBS 121167
Lineage: Eukaryota; Fungi; Ascomycota; Dothideomycetes; Botryosphaeriales; Aplosporellaceae
Exons: 2
Coding region: 100-450 (116 amino acids)
Source: RefSeq, a predicted model, not a curated record